GUUUUCCAAACACAUGCAUACAUUCAUGGCUAAAAUCUCCUCCUCCCAUAAUUAAAAUCCUAUAGUUAAAAAACCCAGUUUGAUCAGAUUAGGUCUAGAAGGGUCCAGAAGAUCAGAUUAGGUCUAGAGGAGCCAAAAUUAAGAAUUCAACUUUCCAAACUCCCUAGUUAUGUCUCUGUCGAUAGCCAAAGCUGCAUGUAGCGAGAAGAGGCGAUCGGAGAGUUGACUCGAUAACUGCUAAUUCAAUCUGUGAUCUGGCGAGUGAUCAGUUGAAUGAUAGUGUUUGGGGAGCUGUACUGAUUAUUAUGAAGUCUCUUGUUUCUCUCCUGCCACACCCAGUAUAUCGUCGAUUGUCAACAUAGCAAAGUUGCAUCUUCUGGAUAUCCCUUCCCAAAUAAUCCAGCUAUAAGGGCAAAGAUAGAAUAAGUGGUCUCUCGAUUCCGCGGCUUGAUUGCAGAGGAGACACGUCGCACCCUUUUGGAGCUCUCAACUAGCAAGAAGAUCCCUAGUAGGGCAUCAAUUUAGUACAAAGAGCCAAGUCAGAAAAUUAUGGCGAGGGAUUCCUCCUCCAAACCAAACAAUAUACGCCCAACUUGGUUUACACCGAUAACCCGAACGGAUUUGAUUUUCUGAUACAUUGGACUAUGGGUUCGGUUUAACCCGAAAUAACCGAACAUACAUUAAUUGAUGUAUGUGUCUAUAGAGAGACACGCGUGUUACUCCUUACGAUUUCCAAAAUCCCAACUCUAGUUUCGAAAUCAAAAAGCUAUAGACGAAGCGGCGAGCCGGCGAGAGAGAAACCUCUUCCUCUUCUUCCUACUCUCGAAAUCUCCACUCUACAUCUCCUAUUUAAUCAACACCGAUGUUUAAUCUCGACCUCACACUCUCUCCACCAUCUGCGAUUUCGAAGAAUCAAUCACAGAUGGAUUCAUCUUCAACACCAAACGUUGACAACAACCAGUUCGAAGGUGAUGAAAAACAAGAGUUUCUGACUCCAGACAGUAGAGACAAGAGUAAACAAGUUGUGUCUCCGGACAGGAGAGGCAAGCGUAAAGAAUCGCCUGAAGCUAGUGGAGAAACGAUGCAGACACAAAGAACACCUAGGUUUCUUCCUCCAAGGUCUAAGAUUUGGGGACAUUUCACAAGAACAAAGGAGAGUCGUGACAAAUGCAUAUGUCACUACUGCAACAAGACGUUCUGCUGUGCUACAAGAUCGGGAACAUCCAACUUGCUGAAGCAUCUUAGCAUAUGCAAACGCUUCAUGUUGUUUUCAGAGGGUCAAAGCUCUACUCAGCCUAGCGUCAAUGAAGAAGGAAAGAUGAAAUCUAGAAAGAUAAGUGAUGAUACUUUCAGAGAAGCAACAAAUGAGAUGAUGGUGAUAGCAGAGCUACCACUGAGUUUCAUUGAAGGUGCUGGUUGGAAACACUUCUGUAACAAGAUGGAACUAGGCAGACCAGUUUCAAGAAGGACAUCAACAAGAGACAUUGUCAAGAUGUAUCUACAGAGGAAAGCUGCUAUGAAGCAAUGGUUCAAAGCAAAUAAGCAAAGGGUUUCAUUAACUACUGACAUAUGGGUGGCUCAAGUAACUCGUAAGCAAAUACUUUCCUUAUCUCAUGUUUUUAUUUUUAUUCACAAGCAAGUAGUUUCCUUAGGUCAUGUUUUUAUUUUUAUUCGCAAGCAAGUAGUUUUCUUAGCUUUUGUGUUUAGUUUGAUUUGUAAGGAAGUAUUUUCCUUAACUUAUUUGUUUACUUUGAAUCGUAAGAAAGUGACUGGUGUGUUUAUUUUUUAUCUCAAGUGCAAGCUACAUGGUUGUGACUGCUCAUUACAUUGAUCCGUGUUGGCGUUUGAGGAAGCUUAUCAUUGGGUUCAAGCAUGUCACUGAUCACAAAGGAGCAACCAUUUCGAAGGUUUUGUUAGAUUGCUUAGCUGAUUGGGGGAUACAGAAUAUAUUCUGUGUGACAGUGGACAAAUGCAACGGCAAAUUCAUCUGCAUUGCGAAAAUUUCAGGCUCAGUUUUCACUGCUGUCUGAAGAAGCACUGGUUCUAGAUGGUGAAAUGAUGCAUGUGAGAUGUAGUGCACAUAUCAUCAACCUCAUCGUGAAGGAUGGAAUGGCUGACGCAGAUGAGAGUGCAAUGCGGUCUGUAAUGUUGUGGUCUACGCUAGAGCUUCACCAAACAGGCUGUCAUCAUUUGAGCAGAAGGUAGAUGCUGGCAAACUGACUAGGGGAAGCUUGCCGUUGGAUGUGAGUACUAGGUGGAACUCCACCUAUCUGAUGGUAACCACAGCUAUGAAGUUCAGAGUUGCUUUUGACAAAAUGGAGCAAGAGGAUAAGCUCUACAACGAUUACUUCUUAGAGAUGGAUAAAGGUGUAAAGAGGGUAGGUCCUCCUCUGUUCAAUGAUUGGAAACCAAUUGAAAGGUUAGGCCGGUUCUUAGUCAUCUUCUACAACUCAACUCUUGUUGUUUCUGCCUCAACCUCUCUCAAUGCGUACAAGUGCUACGGGGAAAUUGUAACGAUAGCAGCUAAUCUGAUGGAUUUGAUGAAGAGCAGAGAUCAUCAUCUUAAGGUGAAGGCAUAGGAGAUGUAUGAGAAAUUCGACAAGUACUGGAAUGGGUUGAAGAACAUCAAUAAGAUGUUGAUUGUGGCAACUGUUUUUGAUCCAUGAAGAAGAUGGAUCUUGCAACCAUGUGUUUUGAAGAGCUUUAUGGGCCGGACAGCUUGGAAGGCAAAGAAAUGUAUGAUUAUGUGAUCAGUGUGUUGCGCAGCAUGUUCAAGGAGUACAGAGACAGAUAUGGGAAGAGUCAAGAAGAUCAAUCUGAUCACUCUAAGAAGUCUAAGGGUAAAUCAUAUCAGUCUGCUCAACAGGAAGCAUCGGUUCAUAUGGAUUUGGUUGAAGAUGGUUUCGGUUAUAAGAGGAUUGACCGAAGGUAUAAGCAGAAGUUGAAUGCAGGAGUCUGAGACAAGCGUGAUGAGCUUGAAAUUUAUUUGAAAGAAGCGGUUGAGAAUCCAGAGUUGAUGGUUGGUGUAGAGUAUGAUGUUCUAUCAUAUUGGAAGAGAAACAGUUCGAAGUUCUCGAUUCUUUCAUUGAUGGCAAAAGAUGUCUUGGCAAUGCAAGUCUCAUCUGUAGCAUCUGAGAGUACUUUCAGCACAGGUGGAAGGAUCAUUGAGCCAUCUCGGAGCUGCCUUAUUCACUUCAUGGUCGAGGUGCUGAUGUGUACUAAGCAAUGGCUAAAACAAGACAUUCGAUGUGAUUCACAAGUGGUUACCAAUGCAAAAAUCCUUGAGGAUAUUGCAGAGCAAGAAGAUAUUGAGAGAGAAUUAACUGGCUCAGUUGCUCAGCCAUCAGUGUAAGGAAUGGAAGAUUGUCAAAUGCUCACUUGGUCGUGGUGUGUUGAUCGUGGUGAUGCUCUUUCUCGUAGUGUCAUUUUGUUGUUUUGUGUUUGAGGAUUUGGUGUUUUUAUUUUGUUAUGUAACGGUGGAUGGAUGUUGUUUUUUUCCUCUUAUUUUCUGGUGUGUUUGAGGCUUUGAGCCAUGGAUGGAUGUUCUUUUUUUUUUCAUUUGGGAUUGAACUAUGAAUUGUAAUUUUCGGAAUUAUUAAAGUAUGGAGUCUUGUUUUCA
This is a messenger RNA of Raphanus sativus (radish), 3619 nucleotides long. RefSeq lists its product as uncharacterized. Gene Ontology annotation, molecular function: DNA binding. The transcript has 6 exons. The record is from RefSeq and is a predicted model, not a curated record. The coding region runs from base 863 to 1831 and encodes 322 amino acids. Lineage: Eukaryota; Viridiplantae; Streptophyta; Magnoliopsida; Brassicales; Brassicaceae.